GGUUAGUACAAGGACAAGGAGGACGAGAGGCGGAGAAAUGAACGCUCCGGAUCGUUACGAGCGCUUUGUUGUGCCUGAGGGCACCAAGAAGGUUUCAUAUGAGAGGGACACCAAGAUCGUCAAUGCGGCCUCCUUCACCGUCGAGCGCGAAGACCACACGAUCGGAAACAUCCUCCGAAUGCAGCUGCACAGAGACCCCAGUGUGCUCUUUGCGGGCUACAAGCUUCCACACCCCUUGCAGUACAAGAUCAUAGUUAGGAUCCAAACGACAAGCCAGUCUUCACCGACUCAGGCAUAUAACCAGGCGAUCGAUGACCUCGACAAGGAGCUUGACUAUCUGAAGAAGGGUUUCGAGGACGAGAAGAACAGGUACGAUGAAAAGCUUAGGCAGGGAUACUAGGUGGAUGAUAUGGCGGAUGAGCGCGAGCUUGAGUAAUGUAUUGCAAGUGUUUUUUUUUCUGGUGGUGACUGAGAUAAGUAAAAAUUUAGAUUAUUAACAUGCAAUCUAUGAUGGACAUGAACUUUUAACGCAAUGUGGUGACUAGGGUCUAAGUUUAUUACUCAGUGAGGUGGAUUAUAGAAAAAAGGUUAACUUGAGGACAAUGUCUCUCUGCAACAUUUGAAUUAAAUCUGUGGGGAUGUUUACAUUUGCACACAGCAAUCGUGA
Musa acuminata subsp. malaccensis (wild Malaysian banana) is the source of this 667-nucleotide messenger RNA. Its product is annotated as DNA-directed RNA polymerases II, IV and V subunit 11. The record is from RefSeq and is a predicted model, not a curated record. Lineage: Eukaryota; Viridiplantae; Streptophyta; Magnoliopsida; Zingiberales; Musaceae. Gene Ontology annotation, molecular function: protein dimerization activity; DNA binding. Gene Ontology annotation, cellular component: RNA polymerase II, core complex. Gene Ontology annotation, biological process: transcription by RNA polymerase II.